Oppiella nova is the source of this 790-nucleotide messenger RNA. The record is from the annotation of a GenBank genome assembly. Lineage: Eukaryota; Metazoa; Arthropoda; Arachnida; Sarcoptiformes; Oppiidae.
UGUGACUUUUGAUCGACUCAUUGACUCGUUGAGUCACAAUCAGACCACAAAUGGCCAGAGAUUUGAAGCCUAAGACACCGAAACUGUUGUCUUUGAGAGACCAUAGGAUCGCUAACAAGAAGAAUGACUCCAAGAAACACAAGAAGAAAGUGAAGAAACAGAAGACACGAGUGGAGGAUCGAGUGGUGGCCACGGCGUCCACCACUAUGUUCUUCAACUACAACCAGUCAUUGGGUCCACCAUUUCGGGUGAUAUGUGACACCAAUUUCAUCAACUUCUCCAUCAAGAACAAGCUGGACAUCAAUCAAGCCAUGACUGAUUGCUUGCUCUCUAAAUGCAUACCUUUGGUCACCGAUUGUGUUGUCGCCGAACUCCAGAAAUUGGGCGCAAAGUAUAGGCUGGCGUUACGUAUAGUGAAGGAGCAGAUGGAGAGACUUCCGUGCAGUCAUUCCGGCACUUAUGCCGACGACUGUCUCGUCCAUAGAGUCACUCAACACAAGUGUUAUAUCAUAGCGACUGCCGAUCGGGCGCUCAAACGCCGCAUCCGAAGAAUCCCCGGAAUCCCUGUCAUGUAUAUCAAAGACAGACAGUUCUUUGUCGAACGCAUGCCCGACGCCUAUGGCAUCAGAACCUGAUGGCCACCACUCUAUGGCUGUUAUGACCAUUGGCUACCAAUUUGUGUUAAUUGACGGCUAAUCUCAUUAUAUGAAUCAAAACGUCAAACACUAGCUUAUGUAUGAAACUAAAUAUUGCAUUGGUUUGAACAUUUAAUGUACAAUUUGCAAAUGAG